AUGACCGAGCUCCGCAUCAAGGAUCGCGACGUCGGCUCGUUCGGAUCCGGAUACGCCACCUUCACCUCGCAGGAGUCCGUCGAUAAGGCGUUGGCCUACGAUUGGAAGGAGAAGUUCGGAUCGACGUUCGCGCUUUAUCCUCAGUAUGAGAUUGUCAACACGCUCUGUGUCGCGCGGCUUCCUCAGGACGUCGGGCCUGAGCAGGUCAGGGCGCUCUUCGCUUCGUGCGGGGAGAUCCUCGACGUCAAGGUUCAUGCGCCCCGCACCGGUCCAGCGGAGGGACGAUGUUAUGCGCAUGUACUGUUUGCGUCGCCUAAUUCGGUCAACAACGCCCUUCACGAGCGCCUCAGGCUCAAUAAUCGGGCUUUGAUACUUACUCAUGCGGUACGAUACGAGUGGAAGACGACCGAUUGA
Messenger RNA from Peniophora sp. CBMAI 1063, 414 nucleotides. The record is from the annotation of a GenBank genome assembly. NCBI's taxonomy places the organism in Eukaryota, Fungi, Basidiomycota, Agaricomycetes, Russulales, Peniophoraceae.